This is a messenger RNA of Suillus fuscotomentosus, 444 nucleotides long. RefSeq names its product monothiol glutaredoxin-5. The record is from RefSeq and is a predicted model, not a curated record. NCBI's taxonomy places the organism in Eukaryota, Fungi, Basidiomycota, Agaricomycetes, Boletales, Suillaceae. The transcript is spliced from 4 exons. Bases 1 to 444 code for a protein of 147 amino acids.
AUGUUCCAAAACGCACUUCGGACAUCUCUUUCACUCUACAGGAGCAAUGUUUCCAGCUGUCUAAGGUCGCAAACGUUCCGUCGAUUUCUAUCUCAGGAGUCUCGCACGAAAAUACAGGCCGCAGUGACCGAAUACCCUGUGGUGCUAUUUAUGAAGGGCAACCCAGAGCAGCCCAUGUGCGGUUUUUCACGAGGGGUCGUGAAGAUCCUCAGUGCUUUCGACAUUCCACCUGGAAAGUUCAAGACAUAUAAUGUCCUCGAGGAUCUAGAGCUCAGGACCGGAAUCAAAGAAUUCUCGGAAUGGCCAACCAUCCCACAACUGUAUGUGAACGGGGAAUUUGUAGGUGGGAGCGACAUUGCUUUAAGCAUGUUUCAAUCUGGAGAGCUGGAAACGCUCCUCGAGCAGCAUGGGGUUAUUCCGAAGGCAUCAGAAUCUUCCUCUUAG